AUGCUGAUUAAAAAAACGUUGCCUUCUGUGCCUGCAUCAUCAUCAAGGUCAUCACGACAUUUUCCCCGUAAACAGAAACUUUCGGUCGUGUCCAUUGUGGGUAUGGGGGGCCUGGGUAAGACAUCAUUAGCGCAGUUGGUAUACAGUGACGAUUUAACAAUAAGACACUUUGAAGAACAAAUCUGGGUAUGUGUAUCUGACAAGUUUGAUGUGUAUAGGAUUUUAAAAGAAAUGAUGGAGUCCUUUACCGAUUGUUCAUAUUGUAAAAUUCCAUCAAAUCUUGAUGUGCUGGCGAGGCUAGUUAAGGCAUACCUGACUGGUAAGAAAUAUCUUUUAGUACUGGAUGAUCUAUGGAACGAGGAUGCUGGAGAUUGGGAAAAACUACACGGUGUCCUUGUCAAUGGUGUUAAAGGAAGCAAAUUAUUAGUCACCACACGCAGCCAAAAAGUUGCUUCUGUUAUUGGGGGUAAGGUUCAUAAUUUACAAACAUUAACAGAUAAUGAUUGUUGGUCUAUCAUGCAGAAAAGAAUUUCAUUUCCACUUCCUCAGAAUAUGAUUAUUAUUGGGCGGGACAUAGCAAAGAAGUGCGAUGGCUUACCACUUGCGGCAAACUUUCUUGGAAGUCUACUACACUCCAGAAGAGAAGAAGGAGUCUGGGUUUCAAUCAAUAGUGAUAAGGAUUUGUGGGUUCAACCAGAAAAUAAAAGAGUCAUAUCAAUCUUGAAGUUGAGCUAUGAUAACUUGCCUUCGCCUUUGAAACAAUGUUUUUCGUAUUGUUGUUUGUUUCCGAAAGACUGGAAAAUUGAAAGAGGGAUAUUGAUUCGUAUGUGGAUGGCGGAAGGAUUUCUUCAGCUACCUGCAGAUGAGGUAAAUAAUAGAUCUUUUGAAGAUGUAGGAAAUGAUUAUUUUGAGUUUUUGUUGUAUAACUCAUUUUUUCAGGAUAUAGAGAAGGAUGAACUUGGUGUCAUCCUUAAGUGUAAGAUGCAUGAUCUUGUGCAUGAUCUUGCAAUGAGUAUUGUAGAUGGUAACGAAUUUUGGAUUGGCUGGAAGGAAGAUGUUUCACAAGUUCGACGUUUACAACUGAUAUGCGACAAAGGAUCAUCUGCAACAACUGCAAAAGUGCUGUGCAAGGCAAAGAAUUUGCGAACAAUUGUUGCUCUUGAUCCAGAGAAUUAUUCACAAAUCGGUAGUUUUUCUUCUGCUAAGCAUUUACGCAUAUUAUAUCCAGUCGGUGUUUGGGGUAAAAAGUUUUCCAUCUCGGUUUCUAAGUUCAAACAUUUGAGGUUCCUCGACCUCUCGAAGUGUGAACUUGAUUCAUCACAUGAUGUGUCAUUAAAUCAUUCUUACGAUUUGCAGACGUUGAUACUGCAUUGGUGCAAAAAUGUUUCAGGGUUUCUUGGUGGAAUUAAGCAUUUGAAAAGUUUGAGGCAUCUGGAUGUCUCACUUUCUGAUAUUGAAGUUCUACCUGAUGAUUCUAUCGUUUACCUCACUAAUUUGCAGACGUUGAAUCUAGAAAAUUGUAUGAAUUUUAAAGCCUUACCAGAAAAUAUUGGGGUUUUAAAACAUCUUAGUUACCUUGACCUUUCUUAUUCCUCAGUUUCAAAAAUACCCGAUUCUAUCACUUGCAUUAGCAAUCUAGAAACGUUGAAUAUUAAGAAUUCUGAUUCUAGCUUAUCUGACUUGCCUACAGAACUAGGAGCUUUAACCCGAUUAAGGUCCCUUGAUUUGUUUACUAUCCAAGUAUUGCCUGAAUCUUGCAUUAGCAACCUCUGUAAUUUGGAGAUAGUGAAAUUUGGACAUGCAUGUGAGCUUCCCAAAGAAAUUAAGAACUGGCCCAAACUAAGACAGUUUAGCUUUAACCGCUUUAGAAAUGAUGCUAUCAUGCCCAAGGUUAUUCAAAAGCUAACAUGCCUUGAAACAUUGGAUCCAUACAUGGUAAGGAAAGAAGCAGAAGAUAUUCAGAUAUGCCGAAGUGAUCAUCACAGUGGGAUAGAAGAGUUAGCAGCCCUCAACUUCCUUCAAGUGUUGUAUUUAGAUAAGUUGGAGAAUGUGAGAGGAGGAAUUGAAGAUGCGGAGAGAGCUAAGUUAAAGGAUAAGCCAGAUUUGAGAGAAUUAUAUUUAAGUUGGAGAUCACUUCCCACCUAUAAAAUUAAAACGAAUACUGAAGAUCCUGAAGAUGAUGAUAUGGUUUUAGAAGGUCUUCAUCCUCAUCACAAUUUGAGAAGGCUGGAAAUUCAUCGAUUCAUGGGUUUAAAUCUUCCGAAGUGGAUGGAUUCAUCGUCUAUUUGCAUGCUUCCGAAUUUGGUCUUCUUAUUAUUAAGUGGUUGCAACAGAUGUAAGAUACUUCCAGCUCUAGGUAUGCUCCCUUCGUUAGUUACUCUAGCAGUCCAUUCUAUGGAAAAUGUAGAAGAAUGGGUUUCUCCUCCUUCAUCUGUUGAUUCCUUCCCUCUCCUCGAGGACCUAGAAAUGGGUGAUUGCCUGAAAUUGAGAAACGCACCGAACUCAACGUUUCCUUCUCUCAAGACGAUGAGAUUUUUGAGAACAACCGGUUUGGCAGUAGCACACUCGUUGUAUUUUGGAAGUAGAGGUAGAGGAGGAUGUCUGACCUCUCUCAUAUCCAUCUAUAUAAAAGUGUCUCCAGGGCUGCAAAAUUUUCCACUGAGCGUACUACUCCAGCAUAAUACUCCGAAUCUUUAUUCUUUGGAGAUCCGUGAUUGUUACAGUUUAGAAGGUUUUCUCGAUGAUACUGAUGAUCUGAACAACAACAGCAGCGGCAACAGUGCUCUCCGCAAAUUGGAAAUAAUGAAUUGCCCUGUUUUAACAUCUCUGCCAGAUUUACGAUUAUGGACUUCUCUUGAGGAAUUAACCAUAAAGAACUGCGAAAAUUUGAAUAAGGAGUCUAUACCGUAUAAUCUCAAGAAAUCACUCUCCUUUAUUAAAGAUUUUUAUGUUGAUUUUAUAUAG
Papaver somniferum (opium poppy) is the source of this 2964-nucleotide messenger RNA. Its product is annotated as putative disease resistance protein RGA1. The record is from RefSeq and is a predicted model, not a curated record. The transcript has a single exon. The coding region runs from base 1 to 2964 and encodes 987 amino acids. Lineage: Eukaryota; Viridiplantae; Streptophyta; Magnoliopsida; Ranunculales; Papaveraceae. Gene Ontology annotation, molecular function: ADP binding. Gene Ontology annotation, biological process: defense response to other organism.